Anopheles maculipalpis is the source of this 522-nucleotide messenger RNA. RefSeq names its product GATA zinc finger domain-containing protein 12 (gene CDK2AP1). Lineage: Eukaryota; Metazoa; Arthropoda; Insecta; Diptera; Culicidae. Bases 10 to 522 code for a protein of 170 amino acids. The record is from RefSeq and is a predicted model, not a curated record. The transcript has a single exon. Gene Ontology annotation, cellular component: nucleus; cytoplasm.
UUCUUUACAAUGGAUUACGUCGAUAUACAGGCCGUCGAAUCGAAGCUUACCGACGUGACGGUCACUCCGAUACCAAUGAUAAAGAAUGCACACACCAAUCACAACACCAGCGGUAGCGGCAGCAGCAGUAACUACAACAACACGGCCAACAUUACGAUUACUCCGCAGGUUAAUCAUCGCAGCAGCAGCAACAGCACCAGUAACAAUAUCAACAACCAUCACAGUGGCCUAUCCUCGGCGGUCAACGAUAUGUCCUCGGGUGCGCUAGCAUUAACCGUCGCAUCAAACAACAGUGCCGCGAAUCUUGUCGCACCGGUCACCACGUUUAAUCACUUCCCCAACAAUGCCGGACUGUCGAAGUACGCACAGCUGCUAAUGGUAAUCGAGGAGAUGGGGCGAGAUUUGCGCCCGACGUACUCCGGCAGCAGGAAUUCAGCCGAACGGUUGAAACGAUUGAUCGUGCACGCACGCAUUCUGGUCCGCGAGUGCUUGGUAGAGACGGAACGAUCCGCCAGACAGUGA